This is a messenger RNA of Ustilaginoidea virens, 1338 nucleotides long. RefSeq lists its product as uncharacterized. NCBI's taxonomy places the organism in Eukaryota, Fungi, Ascomycota, Sordariomycetes, Hypocreales, Clavicipitaceae. The transcript has 9 exons. The record is from RefSeq and is a predicted model, not a curated record. Bases 1 to 1338 code for a protein of 445 amino acids.
AUGUCGACGAUUUGGAGUGCCUGGACGGAUUGGGCUUUCGAUGCGAGCCAAAACCGAAUGUAUCGGGUUCGGCAGGACCACAAUGGAAACCUGGACUACGACUUCAACUUUGACUAUGCCGACGGAGCGCGAACGCCACGAGACUCCCAGAGAAUAGACGAAUUGGCUGCAGACUUUCAAAAUCUCUCGCCAGGCUCCAACUACGAAGCGCAGGAUUACGCACUUGAUAGCGGUCAGCAAGAGAGACACCGCUCCUCAAAGCCCAAGGGCAAGGAGCGGGAAAGAGAAAGGGACAGGGAGAGAGUCAAGGACAGGGACAGAGACAAGGACAAGAGCAAGGACAAGAGCAAGGACAAAAUCAAGGGCAAGGACAAGGACAAGGACAGAACCAAACACCAACAUCAUGACAAGCAUCAUCGCAAAGAUUAUAGCGACUCUUCCAAAUCGCAUCUGGAGCAACUAGGUCCGUCCACAAGUUCGAGACCGGAAUCUCAAGCUCAGGCGCAAUGUUUAUACGAUCCGGACCACGCACAGUAUUGCCAGCAAUCAGGCUAUCCUGAACAGGCAGCCGAAUAUGACAGACACAUAGACCAAGCGUAUACGAAAGAAGACGAGACACGGCAGAUGCAGCAAGCAGUUGCCGAGUCCCAACAAGUGCAGUAUGGCAUAAUCAGAGGCAGUGCCAAAGGACCGUCGGACAUGGCUUACACAAGCUCGGCAUACGGGUAUGACGUGGAGGAUGAUGAGUCCUCCACGCCCAAAGGUGGCCUGAUGGCGACGGAUGAAGAUGAGUUCGAAGAGAUUGACCCUCGGUACCGCAUCGAGCAUUCGUCCAAGUUUCAGCCCGGCGAGAUAUUCAAGGUGUAUUGGUCCGAGCCGCAAGGUUCGGGCCAUGAUAAGCACCCCAGCGUUUCCGGCAGGCACGAGCUGGAGAACAGAUACGGGAUGAAGUUUUUCGUCGGAUUUCGGCGUUUCAUCGUCAUCGCAAAUGACCAAGGCCACUGCACAUGCGUACCGAUUCUGACGUACGGCGGUAAAGCUUGCAACAAGCACGGAGUCAAGCCCGCCAAGCACGGAAUCGUCUACGAGCACGGCCACAAGCCUCACAUGGUGAGCGGCGAGCCCAAGCUGGGGUUUCCCCCGGUGCAGGCCACCAUUACGGAGGACGGGGAGAGGCUGUCGAAGGAAUCGCGGGUCAACUACUCCAAACUGGUCACGAUUGAGCACAAUAUCAGGGUCUUCUUUAUCGGCUCCAUCAUGCCAAACAGCCUGGACAUCAUCAAAGAGGCGGUCAACGACUGCUGGUACCAGAAGAACCAUCAGAGAAAGAGAAGCUGA